Messenger RNA from Blumeria graminis f. sp. triticale, 1188 nucleotides. Lineage: Eukaryota; Fungi; Ascomycota; Leotiomycetes; Helotiales; Erysiphaceae. The record is from the annotation of a GenBank genome assembly.
AUGAAAUCAAUCAAUAAAAGGGAGAAAUCCUUGUCGAAUUUUAUGAGGAGAUGUACCUACACAAGAAGAAGGCCUCGAACAGAAGAUAAUUCACAUUCCAAGUCAUGUAAUGGAGAGGCUUCCGCUGCGACCAUCGCCCCGGACCCUUCAAGUGAACCUGUUAUGCCACUCUUUUUGCGGCUUCCAGAGAACGAAAUUCAACGCAGGUUUGCACACCUUGCCCGCCUUGAGAAUCGGCGGUUAAGAAGCACUCAUGAUAAAUGGGCUCAACCAAGCCCGGACAGCAAUCGCGAUAGAUAUCUAAACAUAAUCCCAUGGGAGAAAAACAGGGUAAAAUUGCAGGUACCAAAGGAUGUAAACGACUACAUCAAUGCAUCUUACGUUGUUGUACCCUUAAAGCUCGAGAAGCCAAACAAAAUUUAUGAAAGGUUUAUAUGCAUGCAGGGCCCGAUGCAAAAAACUGUAGAUCAAGUGUGGCAAAUGGUUUGGCAUGAACUGGGAACGCCUCAUGAAACUUCUCCAGCAGUCAUUGUUAUGCUUUGUCCAACCCAUGCACCUGUACCUGGUCAUCCUUCGAAGCUUACCAAAAAGUGCCACGCCUACUAUCCUCUUGACCAGUAUUCACAAUCAAUUCGUGUAUCUGGCAAGACUAAGCAUGGUACCAAUUUUAACGCCACAAUUGCAUUCAAGUCAAGAGUUCCAACUGUUCAGAAUUCGGAUAUCGAAAUUCGAGAGCUAGAAAUGACAGUCGAUGGCAAGCAAGAGAAAAAACCAAUCUGGCAUUUUUUAUACCACAGCUGGCCUGAUCAUGGGGUUCCUAAAGACUCUGAGAUAGCGAAAAUCCUUGAACUGCUCGAUUUAUCAAGAAGACAGAACGGCAAUGAUGGCAAUCCUCGUAUUAUUCACUGCAGCGCUGGUGUCGGUCGCACUGGAACUUUUAUCGCACUGGAUUUCUUGGUCAGCCAGCUCAGAAGGGGCGAUUGGAUAAAUAUUGAUCAAAAAAACACACAUACUAUCGUUGAUCCAAUAUACGACAUUGUCAAUCACCUUCGGACUCAGAGAAAUCACAUGGUUCAAACUUAUGCGCAAUAUAGAUUCUUAUACAGAAUGAUGAGGAAUCUUUGGGUGAAAUUGUACCAAGUUCCGGACGCGAGAACUGAAACAUGUAUAUUUUCAAACAUUAACUGA